AGCUUCCACGUACCUAGCCAAUCACAGCAGCUCUGUACAAAUUUCCAUCGUCCGGCUUCUACGUGAUUUGUGUCGGGAGCGCGCACGCAGAGUCUGACUGUAAAUAACAGGUCAAGAGCGAGAGAGCCAUGGCAAACUGUGGUAAACUUCCUAUUCCUCCUUUGCCAACGACGGCAUAUACUGCAAAAGGAGCCAAAAGGACGAAGACCUUGGCUGAGAAGAAAGCUUUAAAGGAAGCGUUAAAUAAAAAGAGGGACCAGACCAGGGUCAACAUUGGAGAUUCAUUUCAGAGGUGGAGACAGUUGAGGGAGUCUGAGCUGCUGAAGAGUGAUGCCGAGGUGGCUCGAUUCCUUCUUGACAGAUAUCUUCAGACCAAGUCCCUGAGUCAGCCUGACUCUUUAACUCUAUAUCGCCGAUCUUCAACUGAAAACCGCGACACUGUGCAGUAUGAAUACCAGUUAGCGAUGAGUUCACCCAGUGACGAUGAAUUUGAAGUUUCUGCUGCUCCGUCUGUUGAAUCCUCUGAAAACGGACAGGAGUCUGAAAAAACAGAUUCUGCUCAUCAACAACUGAAAAUUAAAGAUGAAGACUCGACAACUCACCUGUCAGGUAACAAAGACACAGAUGUAGAGAAAAACGAGGAUGAAGAAGUCAGCUCUUCUUUCAUCGUUGGAGACGGUCAUCACAUGGUGGAUUUGGGCAGCCCGUCGGAGUACGUCGUUGAUGAAGAGUGCAUCCUUCAGCUGUUCAAGUCAUGUCGGGAAUGCAACAAACAAUGUAAAAUUAGAAAACAGGUGAAAGGACUGAAGAUUGUGAUCAACCAGGCCUGCUGUUACUGUGAACACCGCUUCAAGUGGACCAACCUGCCGGAUGACGACGACAGUGGCUUUCAGUUGAAUGGAAACAAGACAGCGCACGGACCGAUCCACUCAGUGCAGCUGCAGAGUAAAAGUUGAGACGGGUCAUCUCUAAAGGGAGACUUCAGGACAACAGAGGUGGUGCUGCAACCACACUGAAUCAGGAACAUGUUCCAGUUUUGGUUUUUGCCUGCGAUUCAGUGGUUGGAGCGGCUGGACUCGUUUUUCUUUUUCUGCUUUUGAGUUGGACCAGUUUGUUCUGCGACACCUUCAAACACAUCAAAGACACUUCUGAAGCAUGCUCCAGUGUUUGUCUGUAAACAUCAUGCAUACAGCAGGGAAGUGAAAGAGAAUGCUUGGAUUUGAUUGGAUGUUGAAUCACGAUGGCUGUAAUUUAAAGAUUGUCUUUUGGGGAAAGCUGGACCUUCCUCUUAUUAUUUAAUGUUUUUCAUCCUUGUGCCAAUACGCAGCUGCACAAAGCGUACCUGUUCAAAACAGGAGUGUUGUCAAAUUCAAAAGACAAUUAAAGCUGUAUUAAAUGACUCAUCCCUUUA
Messenger RNA from Labrus bergylta (ballan wrasse), 1411 nucleotides. RefSeq lists its product as uncharacterized. The record is from RefSeq and is a predicted model, not a curated record. NCBI's taxonomy places the organism in Eukaryota, Metazoa, Chordata, Actinopteri, Labriformes, Labridae.